Messenger RNA from Panicum hallii, 1279 nucleotides. Its product is annotated as 22.3 kDa class VI heat shock protein. The record is from RefSeq and is a predicted model, not a curated record. The coding region runs from base 128 to 706 and encodes 192 amino acids. The transcript is spliced from 2 exons. Lineage: Eukaryota; Viridiplantae; Streptophyta; Magnoliopsida; Poales; Poaceae.
ACCAAACGGAAUCGCGCCUCCCAUCCUCUGCUUUCCCCAAAGGCCAGCUCCACCACGGCGCCACCGCUCCUAUAAACCGCCGCCUCCCUCUCGGCGCGCUUCCCCCCCGGGAGAUCCUGAGGCGGCGAUGCCGGGGCGGCGGGCGAUCGAGGUCCGGCUGCAGCCCGUCGACGCCGCGGCGCCCAAGUGGCGCAUGUCGCUGCUGGAGAACACGUUCGCCGGGUUCCUGCAGGGCGCCGGCGCCGACUCCGCGGCGAGGGCCGUCUUCGCGGAGGGCUCCCUGUUCAGCCCCUUCCUGUUCGGCAAGUUCUUCGACCCCGCCGACGCGUUCCCGCUGUGGGAGUUCGAGCCCGAGGUGCUGCUCGCCGCGCUCCGGCGCGGCGCCGCCAGGACCACCGUCGACUGGGGCGAGACCGACGCCGAGUACUACCUCAGGGCUGACGUACCAGGUGGCAGGAAAUGCGACGUGGAGGUGAGCGGGGACGCGAUGAAGGUGAUCGACAUCAGCGGGCUGUGGCGGGCGCCGCCGGCGGACGGCCGGGACUGGCGCGCCGGCCGGUGGUGGGAGCACGGCUUCGCGCGGCGCGUGGAGCUGCCGGAGGACGCGGAGUGGAGGAAAGUGGAGGCCUACUUCGACGACGGCGAGGGGUCCCUGGAGAUAAAGGUUCCCAAGGCCGGUGAUGCCCACCAGGCCACCACCGCCUGAGGCUGAGUGAGAAUCCGAACCUCGCCGCCCCCCAUUGGAGGAGAGCAUUAUUCUUCGAACAGUAGGCUGAAAUGGAAAACGACGGCACAAUCCUGAUAAAAAAAAUUUGCAAGAUAUGGAGGCAGAAAAAGGAGCAAACUAAGAUCAUUCCAUGUUGCAGCAUAGUAUGCGUUAAUCCAUGUCCCUGAAACGAUGUAUGUACUAUGUUCUUCGUUCCAGUGCCAACUCUGGAAUUGACUAGCUAAUUUGCAGUGUCACUGUCGCUUUGGUCAUCGUUCCGGGAUAGGUGAAUAUAAAUUCAAAGGUCGCGGCUUUCCGGAAGGCGGAUGCGGAUUCUCCCGUUUCUUUCGGCAUGAAGGCUCUCUAUCACCCCCGGGUCCCUUUAUCCUCCACAAUCAGGCAUUUGACCAUCAGAAUUCAGAGCUCUGACGGAAGGCCGGCGCUUUCGUUUCGUCAGGAUAUUCUUCAGAGAAAUGAUUGGCCAGAUGAUUGAUCAAGAUCUGCUGUAAAAUAAACAUCUUUCAGUGUGCACCAAGUUGUUUAACAGAUCUAACGGACAUUCGUUUCUUCUCC